AGCCCUAUCGCUUCAUCAUCGCUGCAGCACGGCCGAUACCACCAUCGACGUUCGGGUCGCUCGCGCUGUUGCGUGCGGAGCCACUUUCUACGUGCAGUUGUUGCACCACCAUCACAUAGAGAGAGGCGCGUGCUCUAAUCGUUGAUUCUGGGGGUCACCGUUGCGUCCUCCCCUCUUUUAGGCGUCUCCUCACUUCGUUAUAUCCCCCCCCCCCUGCGAAGAUACACAUCGUGUGCCCUAUCCCCCCUCCCUCAAAGAAAACUCCUUUGUUUCGCUCUUGCAUUUUCCCCUCUUCACUUUACGAUAACACCGCGUCAAACAUUUAUGGGUUUUUUCUUGGUUUGAAUGCUGCAGCCGCGAGGGGACUUGAACCGUCAUCUCCUACACCAGUACAACCCUCGCACCUGUACGGCAGGUAUGCAGAUGUGUGAUGGUAUGGAUAGAACUGUGAGGGACUGCAUAGAUCAGCGUGUUUUUUUUUCUCUUUAGUUGUUGGCGGUUGCAGGAGAGUCGAAAGGAUUCUCUGCGGCCUUGAAAACUGCAGUUGAAGCAACAGUACCUGUAUCGUCGUCGUUAUAUAUUUAGGUUUCGCGAGUCAUGACGGAACGCGUGCAGGUGGUGGUGCGCAUACGCCCUUUCAUUCCCUCCGACCCACCCGAUGCCGGGCUGAACACCAUAGUGCUGGACGACACCCACGUCAGUGUGGGCAACAACCGCGUCUUCAAGGUUGAUGGGGUGUUCAUGAUGGAGGCGGAGAGUGAGGAGAUCUACACGGAGACCGUCGCCCCGCUCGUGGCGCGCUAUAUUGGUGGCUGCAAUGCCAGCGUGCUCGCGUACGGCCAGACGGGGACGGGGAAGACCUUCACCGUUCAGACGAUGCUGCCGCUGCUGCUGACGCAGGUGCUGGAGAGUUCCGCCAUUCGUGAGGGCGCCACCUCGGCCAGAGACGCCGCCGACGGCCCAGCACGGCCACCGCUGCUGCGAUUGCAGUACGUCGAGGUGUACGGGGAAACCGUACGUGACCUCCUCGAGGACCCGUCCACACGCCUCGAUCCAAGCAAGCCCAACAGGCUACGACUGGCGACGACAACUGCGGCAUCUCCAACGCGGCGGCGAAGUACCUCACCGCCGGCCGGGGGGUCGGAAGCCAAACCACCGAGUGCGCUGCUACCCCCUUCUCCAUCUUCAUCUGUCGUGCACACGAGCUGCGCCGUGCUGGGUGCCACCAUCGUGCCAGUUCACACUAUCAAAGAAGCCGCGGAGUUCAUCGCCCUGGGCGACGCGCGACGUGCCACCGGUGCCACCAACGUGCACGAGCACUCCAGCCGCAGUCAUGCCAUUCUCACCCUCUUCCACCCUCGCUUUGCGUGUCGGCUGGACGUGGUCGACCUGGCAGGGUCGGAGCGAGGGAAGAAGACCGGCAACACGGGGAUCCGCUUUCAGGAGAGCAUCGGCAUCAACACGGGUCUGCUGGCCUUGGGGAACGUAAUCCGCGCGCUCAGUCGCAACCAUCGUGCGGCGCUGACCAAGGAAGCCAACAUCGUCGCCGGCGGUGACCAGCGGCAUCCCCGCGGCGACCGCCUCACCCCGGCAUCCCCUGCUUCUCGGCCCGAUGUGGGCGGCAGCUCGCAGCACAUCCCGUACCGCAGCAGUAAGCUGACGAGACUGCUGCAGGACACGCUGGGCGGCAGCAGCGCCACUCUUUUUAUCGCCUGCGUUGCCCCAGACACGUACAACCGCGAUGAGACGCUGCGGACGCUGCAGUACUGCUCCCUGGCGCUGCAGGUCCUGAACACGCCUUUUCGCCAGUAUGACCGUCUGCAGCGUGCGCAGUCGCGUGGUCGUCGAGGGCAUAGCAGAUCUGCCGUCAACAGCCCUUCUUCUGAACCCCACGAGGAGGGGGCCCACGAACCUGGCAUCGACGGCCCAUCAGGCCACGGUGAGAGCAGGGCCGCGUUAGUGGCACGCAUUGACGAGCUGCAAGCCUCCUCCGCUUUACUUCAGCAGCAGUACGAUGAGCAAGACGAGGUGCUCGCAAGCAUUUGCGAGUCCUACGCGGACGCCAAGGAGAGGCUGGAGCUGUGGGAGAGGGAGCUGCGCAAGGACGAGGGCCUCUUCACGCAGCAAAUACGCGUGGUGCAGCUGCUGAUGCAGGAGAAUCAGAGGCUGCGCCACCGACUUGGGAAGUUAAAAGCGACCGCGAUCGCGAGAAGCGAGAAGCAUCGCGGCGGCCAGCAUCGUGAUGCGAGCGCCGGCGUUCUCGACGCCGGUGACCACAGAGAGAACGUACCAGCCGUGAAGGAAGCGGCCGAGUUGGACGCGUUGCAAAGCGACGCCACCGCACUGCUGCGAAAUCUCCUCCACCGACACAACGCAAUGUCCGCCGCGGCUACCGUGCAGAAACACAGAGGUGAAGGUCCUCUCGCAGCCGAGGCUGGCGUACGCGCCGCUGCAACGACGGCGCCACCGGCCGACGACCCUCCUCCUGUCUCCGCUCUCUCACCUUACCGUCACCUGAAUUUCAAAUCAGGGACGACGUUGCCCGACAGCUUUGGCGUGGACGGCGUGCCACCCCUCCGCACGAUUGCGACGGAGACAGCGACGCCCGGCGCAGCGUCGGCGGCGGCGUCAGAGCCGGUGCAGUCGUUUAUUCGGAGCCUGCUGCGGCAGCACGGCAUCUUGACGGGGAAGGAAAACGCCGAUGCGGCGCGUGCUGCGGCACCGGGCGGAACGACUCUCCCGACACCGUUGCACGGGAUCAGCGACGGAGAUGAAGUUCUCCGUCAACGCACCCCGCAGGACGCGGCGUGGCGGACGGAGGCCUCACCGCUGCACGACGCGACGGUGCCUGUCGUGACCCCUCCUGUGCCUGAAACUGCGUUGAUGCAGCCCGUUAAAGCUGCGGUGUACCCCUCCGCCGGUGGUAAUGCGGCAGCAACGACACCGCCGUCUUUCUAUUCCCGCCAACGUGCCCAAAGAGUCGCAGAGGAACGGGAGACCGAUGUGCCGCGUAGCGCAGAAGGUGAUGUGCAGCUGCUUCAGCUGGCCAGCGAGCUGCUACGCUACGAGGAGACGAACACCGAUCUGCGCAACCAGGUCCGUCUCUUGCAAGCCAAGGUGGACGACAAGGCGCGUGAGGCGGCCCGCUUGCGGCUGGAGGUGCAAGACAUGAAGGACGCGUACUCAUCUCUUUCCGCAAUGACAGAGUGA
Messenger RNA from Leptomonas pyrrhocoris, 3210 nucleotides. Its product is annotated as putative kinesin. The transcript has a single exon. The record is from RefSeq and is a predicted model, not a curated record. Gene Ontology annotation, molecular function: microtubule binding; microtubule motor activity; ATP binding. Lineage: Eukaryota; Euglenozoa; Kinetoplastea; Trypanosomatida; Trypanosomatidae. Bases 598 to 3210 code for a protein of 870 amino acids. Gene Ontology annotation, biological process: microtubule-based movement.